AUGGACACUGACGGCGCCGGCAUGGGCUCAAGGCAGAAUCCAAAUCUCCCAUCAGAUGACACCCAGAACCCAGAUGUAUUGGCUCCAGCGCCCAUUCAGAACUGUCGUCAUGGAAACAGAGGAGGAUUCAGAGCCAUCCUCACCGUGUCUUUCCAAGCCAUGGAGCAGAAGGUGGAGGAUGUUCUAAAACUCCAGUGUGAGCAAAGGCAGAAACUUUAUGAAGACUCUUCUCUUCAGAUCCUGAGUUUGAAUAGGAAGUUAACCGCAGAUGCACAUCAAGUCAAGAAUCAGGCAGAAAAUCUCGCUACUAUGUUUAUGGAGCAACGGAAGUUGGUUCACCAAUCCCUGACCCUUCAGAAGGAGAGGAUGGAGGAAUUUAAAUCACUGUGCGAGCAAUACUUGGAGAAACUUGAGUUGCUGAGGGACUCUCGGGGAAAUUCCGUGGCUGAAGAGCUGAGGCGUCUCAUAGAGACCUUGGAAAUGAAAAUGCUGAUGGUCAACCGCCAGCAAGAGAGUGCUGCUGCUGCUCAACAGUCCCUCCUGGACCUGUUAUUCUCAUAA
Molecule: messenger RNA, 561 nt
Organism: Acomys russatus (golden spiny mouse)
Lineage: Eukaryota; Metazoa; Chordata; Mammalia; Rodentia; Muridae
Product: X-linked lymphocyte-regulated protein 3A-like
Exons: 6
Coding region: 1-561 (186 amino acids)
Biological process (GO): meiotic cell cycle; spermatid development
Cellular component (GO): synaptonemal complex
Source: RefSeq, a predicted model, not a curated record